CUAAACAUUUCCCGCGCGCUAUUGCUUUGUCCAGAUUUCAGUUAACGCCAUAACAGUAAAACAUCAAGAUGGCAGGUAUACUGGAUGUCCCCAAAACAAGAAUAACCUGCGCUAUGUUGUCGCAGUACAUAAACAAACCGGUCUGCUUCGUUGGGCGUGUUGAAAAGGUUCACCCAACAGGAAAAACGUUCACCGUCUCGGAUGGAGAAGCAAAGAUUGCAACAGUUGAACUUAACGAUCCCCUGGAUGAAGAGCUGAGCGGUGUUGUGGAGGUCAUUGGUAUGGUGUCCAACAAAGGAGCAAUAAUGGCGACCACAUACAACCUGCUGCGAGAGGACAAGGGCAUUGCUUUUGAUUUAGAGCUGUACACUGAAGCCCUGAAAGUGGUCCAUGACUUCCCGCAGCACUACCCUUUUGAAGUGACGACAAGUGGAUGAAGUUCGGCGAGAUCAGCGUCCAUCGUGUUUUGGUUAUGGGCCUCGUUUUGUACAAAUUAAAAUGUGUAAUCUCAAAUAAGUUCUGUCUGUGAAAUAAAACCUGUAAAGACCA
Molecule: messenger RNA, 549 nt
Organism: Cottoperca gobio
Lineage: Eukaryota; Metazoa; Chordata; Actinopteri; Perciformes; Bovichtidae
Gene: rpa3
Product: replication protein A3
Exons: 4
Coding region: 69-437 (122 amino acids)
Biological process (GO): nucleotide-excision repair; double-strand break repair via homologous recombination; DNA replication
Cellular component (GO): DNA replication factor A complex; site of double-strand break; nucleus
Molecular function (GO): single-stranded DNA binding; damaged DNA binding
Source: RefSeq, a predicted model, not a curated record